GAAACCCAGAGACCUGCCAGUGAGCCCCUGGGGAGGCCUAGGGCAGCUUUGUUCCUGGACAGCACAGGCUGGAGAGGGCUGUGGCUUCUCCCUGAGGACCCGCUUGGCCCUUUUCUGCUUUGCCCUCUCUCACACACUUGCCAUUCUUCUCUGUAACUUUCAGCUUUUCCCUCCAACUGCUGCCUUGAAAGCUAGCUCUGUUUCUGGACCCAUGGUCUAGGGGAAGACUCCCACAUUUUAGGACUUCUUUCAGUGGCACGCAGCGUGUCUGUAUACUACAGGGGAAUCCCAGAAGGGGACUGCCUGAGACUGGCAUCUUCCCUGAACCCUGCUUCCAGUAGUUCUGAUCCCAGGACACAAGCCCAGGCUGGAUCCCUUGAACAUCUUCCUAGCAGGAAAUGCUCCACUAGACCUCUUCCUGACCAAGAUAUGCCUGUCUUCACUAGCAGGAGAGCCAUGGCUGACCCCAGAGGAAAUCCUUUGGCCUGCCUUCUGUGGAUUCUACUGCUCUGGGGAGGGGAUGGUGGCUGCCAGGCCCAACGUGCAGGUUGCAAAAGUGUGCAGUAUGAUCUGGUCUUCCUCCUGGACACGUCUUCUAGUGUGGGCAAGGAGGACUUUGAGAAAGUCCGCCAGUGGGUAGCCAACCUGGUAGACACCUUUGAGGUGGGCCCUGGCCACACCCGUGUGGGGGUUGUGCGCUACAGUGACCGGCCCACUACAGCCUUUGAACUGGGCCACUUCAACUCUCGCGAGGAGGUGAAGGCUGCUGCGCGGCGCAUCACCUACCAUGGCGGUAACACGAACACGGGUGAUGCCCUGCGUUAUAUCACCAGCCGCAGCUUCUCUGCCCAAGCCGGCGGCAGACCUGGGAAUCGUGCCUUCAAGCAGGUGGCCAUCCUGUUGACUGAUGGUCGUAGCCAAGACCUGGUGCUGGAUGCUGCAGCAGCUGCCCAUGCAGCCGGCAUCCGCAUUUUUGCUGUUGGUGUGGGUGCAGCAUUGAAGGAGGAACUGGAUGAGAUUGCCUCAGAACCCAAGUCUGCGCAUGUCUUCCAUGUUUCCGACUUCAAUGCCAUUGACAAGAUCCGUGGCAAACUGAGGCGUCGGCUUUGUGAAAAUGUCCUCUGCCCAAGUGUCCGGGUAGAAGGAGAUCGGUUUAAACAUACCAAUGGAGGAACCAAGGAAAUUACAGGUUUUGACUUGAUGGAUUUGUUCAGUGUGAAGGAAAUCUUGGGGAAGAGAGAAAACGGAGCCCAGAGUUCCUAUGUACGGAUGGGUUCCUUCCCUGUGGUGCAGAGAACUGAAGAUGUGUUUCCCCAAGGUCUUCCUGAUGAGUAUGCCUUUGUCACAACUUUCCGGUUCCGGAAAACAUCACGGAAAGAAGAUUGGUACAUCUGGCAAGUCAUUGACCAGUAUGGCAUCCCACAGGUCUCUAUCCGGCUGGAUGGUGAGAACAAGGCAGUUGAGUACAACGCUGUGGGUGCCAUGAAGGAUGCUGUCCGGGUGGUCUUCCGAGGCCCCCGAGUUGAUGACCUCUUUGACCGUGACUGGCACAAGAUGGCUCUAAGCAUCCAGGCCCAGAAUGUGUCCCUCUACAUUGACUGUGUGCUGGUUCAGACGCUGCCUAUUGAGGAGAGGGAGAAUAUCGACAUCCAGGGCAAGACUGUGAUUGGCAAACGUCUCUAUGACAGCGUGCCCAUUGAUUUUGACCUGCAGCGGAUUGUGAUUUACUGUGACUCGAGACAUGCAGAACUGGAGACUUGCUGUGACAUCCCGUUGGGUCCGUGUCAGGUGACUGUGGUGACAGAGCCGCCACCUGCGCCUCCACAGCUGCCCACCCCUGGGAGCGAACAGAUCGGGUUCUUGAAGACCAUCAACUGCUCAUGCCCAGCUGGAGAAAAGGGUGAGAGGGGCUUUGCUGGCCCUCUGGGACUCCCUGGUCAGAAGGGAGAUGCAGGACCCAUUGGACUAAUGGGUGCUCCUGGACCCAAGGGAGAAAAAGGAGACACUGGGCGAGGACCCUUCAUCCAUGGGGAAAAGGGUGAGAAGGGAUCCCUGGGUCCACCUGGGCCUCCUGGAAGAGACGGCAGUAAAGGCAUGAGAGGAGAGCCAGGAGAGCUAGGAGAGCCAGGGCUGCCUGGAGAAGUGGGCAUGAGGGGGCCCCAGGGACCUCCUGGACUACCAGGAUCAGCUGGGCCAGUUGGAGCUCCAGGUCUUCAAGGAGAACGAGGUGAAAGGGGGCCUCCAGGAGAAAAGGGGGAGCGAGGCCUGGAUGGAUUCCCUGGGAAGCCUGGAGAGACUGGAGAGCAGGGAAGACCUGGGCCUCCUGGUGUGGCAGGACUGCAGGGAGAGAAGGGAGAUGUGGGGCCUGCAGGACCCCCUGGUGUGCCAGGCUCUGUGGUGCAGAGGGAAGGCCUGAAGGGAGAGCAGGGAGCUCCCGGACCAAGAGGUCACCAAGGCCUACCUGGGCCUCCAGGAGCACCUGGUUUGAUUGGCCCAGAAGGCAGAGAUGGACCCCCAGGGCCUCAAGGUCUCCGAGGGAAGAAAGGAGAAAUGGGUCCACCAGGGACCCCUGGAGUGCUGGGGCCACAGGGCCCGCCUGGACCACCUGGUGUUCCAGGGCCCCCUGGACCUGGAGGACCCCCGGGUUUACCUGGCGAGCUCGGCUUCCCGGGAAAACCUGGGCCUGCUGGGCACUCGGGGACACCUGGAAAGGAUGGGCUGAAUGGACCACCAGGCCUUCCUGGCUCCAAGGGAGAACCAGGAGACCCUGGCGAAAGCGGCGUGCCCGGAAUGCCAGGACCUCGGGGUGAAGUUGGGGAGCGGGGCCUUGCAGGUCAUCCUGGUGAGAAGGGAGAAGUUGGCCUUCCGGGUGCUCCAGGCUUCCCAGGAGUACGUGGAGAGAAAGGAGACCAGGGAGAAAAAGGUGAACUGGGACUUCCAGGUCUGAAAGGUGCCCGAGGAGAAAAGGGUGAGGUUGGUCCAGCAGGUCCCCCUGGCUUACCUGGAAGUCCAUCAGUGUUCACACCACACCCAAGAAUGCCAGGAGAGCAAGGGCCUAAAGGAGAAAAAGGUGAUCCUGGCGAGCCUGGAGCCCUGGGACCACAGGGCCAUCCUGGAGAAUUGGGUCCUCGGGGACCCAUUGGACCUCCGGGUGCCAAGGGGCAUGAUGGUGCACAAGGACCUCCUGGAGCAGCUGGAAACCCUGGUGCUCCAGGACCUGCAGGACCCCCUGGUCUCAGUGGACCCCCAGGAAGUUUGGGUUCUCCUGGUGUCAGAGGCGCCCCUGGGAAAGACGGGGAGCGUGGAGAGAAGGGAACAGCAGGGGAAGACGGCAGCCCAGGGCCAGCUGGUCCACGGGGAGAUCCUGGUGCUCCUGGCCUCCCAGGGCCACCAGGAAAGGGCAAGGAUGGGGAGCCGGGACUACGUGGACCACCUGGGUUACCUGGUCCCUUAGGAAUCAAGGGUGACCGAGGAACACCUGGGAUUCCUGGCUCUCCUGGCAGCCGUGGUGACCCAGGCAUUGGGGUUGCUGGUCCACCUGGUCCCUCAGGACGACCAGGAGAUAAAGGACCCCCGGGAUCUCGAGGCUUACCUGGAUUCCCCGGCCCCCAGGGACCAGCUGGCCAGGAUGGUGCACCAGGAAACCCAGGAGAAAGAGGGCCUCCUGGAAAACCAGGCCCUUCUUCACUGCUGUCUCCAGAGGACAUAAAUCUCUUAGUAAAGGAUGUGUGCAAUGACUGCCCUCCUGGUCCCCCAGGCCUCCCAGGUCUGCCAGGUUUCAAAGGGGACAAGGGUCUUCCAGGAAAACAAGGGAGAGAAGGGACAGAAGGCAAAAAGGGAGAUACUGGGCCCCCAGGCCUCCCUGGGCCUCCAGGAGUAGCUGGACCACAGGGAAGCCAAGGAGAGCGUGGUGCAGAGGGUGAGGUGGGACAGAAAGGUGAACAGGGUCACCCUGGAGUUCCAGGCUUCAUGGGCCCACCGGGGAAUCCUGGGCCACCAGGAGCAGACGGAAAUGCAGGUGCGGCAGGGCCACCAGGACCUCAAGGGCCUCAGGGCAAAGAAGGCCCUCCUGGUCCCCAAGGCCCAUCUGGCAUCCCAGGAAUUCCAGGAGAAGAAGGCAAGCAGGGCAGAGAUGGAAAGCCAGGUCCCCCUGGAGAACCGGGCAAGACAGGAGAGCCAGGCCUGUCAGGAGCAGAGGGAGCCAGAGGUCCACCGGGCUUCAAGGGACACACAGGUGAUCCUGGCCCACCUGGUCUGAGGGGAGAACCUGGCAUAGCAGGGCCCCCCGGAAGGGAUGGAUCACCAGGAAAAGAUGGUGACACUGGACCUGCUGGACCACAGGGUCCCAGAGGAACAAGGGGACCACCGGGCAGCAGUGGAUCACCUGGAUCUCCAGGAGACCCUGGCCGUCCGGGAGCCCUAGGCCAGAAGGGAAACAAAGGAGAAAGUGGCAGCCCAGGACUUCCAGGGUUUCAGGGUCCUCGUGGACCUCCAGGAGAAGCAGGAGAGGUAGGAGCUCCAGGAAAGGAGGGUGCUCCUGGGAAGCCUGGAGAGCCAGGAUCCAAAGGAGAGAGGGGAGACCCUGGGAUCAAAGGUGACAAAGGACCACCAGGUGGGAAGGGUCAGCCUGGAGACCCUGGAACCCCAGGCCACAAGGGUCAUACUGGCCUAAUGGGUCCCCAAGGACAACCAGGGGAGAGUGGCCCUCCUGGGCCCCCAGGGCCACCUGGCCAGCCAGGAUUUCCAGGACCGAGGGGGGAGUCUCCAUCCAUGGACACCUUACGGCGCCUCAUUCAGGAAGAGCUUGGGAAGCAGCUAGAAGCUAAACUUGCCUACCUCCUAGCCCAGAUGCCUCCAGCACAUAUGAAGUCCUCUCAAGGCAGACCCGGACCUCCUGGACCCCCUGGAAAAGAUGGGCUGCCAGGUCGGACAGGCCCCAUGGGUGAGCCAGGCCGUCCUGGCCAAGGUGGUCUGGAAGGACCCUCUGGACCAAUGGGCCCCAAAGGUGAAAGAGGAGCCAAAGGUGACCCUGGCACACCUGGAGUUGGUCUCCGAGGAGAGAUGGGUCCUCCUGGAAUACCAGGCCAACCUGGGGAACCUGGAUAUGCUAAAGAUGGACUUCCAGGAAGCCCUGGUCCUCAAGGAGAGACAGGACUAGCUGGACAUCCUGGCCCUCCUGGUCCUCCCGGCCCACCUGGCCUGUGUGACCCCUCCCAGUGUGCGUACUUUGCCAGCCUUGCUGCCCGGCCAAGUAAUGUGAAGGGCCCGUAGAAGAUUCUAGAUCAUCAAAACACUACUAUGGAUUUCUGAAACUUGAACUCGGAGCCCAUUGGGAAGCCAGAAGCCUUGAAACAUUUCAAAUCCUCCUUCUCUCUCCCCUUCCUACUUCCCGCCUUUUCUUCCUGCUUCCCUUCUUUCUACUCUUUCCUCCUUGCCUGCCUUAAUUGUCUUUUCCCUUCCUCAGAGACUUCACAGUUAUUAAAACCAAGAGAUACUGUCAGACAGUCAGGUUAUUAUUAAUAUUAUUGUUAUUGUUUGCUGUUAUUUCAAAGGCUAGUAGUUUUGAGGGAGCUUCCUGGUGGACAGGAAGUAGUUUCCUGUCUCAGCUCCCCUGUCAUCACUGGCUGAAGUGUGACAGCCAAUUUCUGAGGAACCUUCGGUGCUAUGCAACCCUGACCAUGUAUGCACUUGUUGAUUUUACCUCUUUCCUGGAAAGGAAGCUUUAAGGGAUGGAGACUGUAUUGUUGUUUCCUCAGCUGUGCCUAAAGAUGGCCCAGGGAAAAGUAAGUUUGAAAUCCCCACCUCUCCAGAGAGACUUGAAGCAAGAACAAGAAUUUGCAGCCUGAAAGAAUUCAUUGACCUCUGGAGACAAGGUGCACAUCUGGAGUUCAGAACUGCCUCAGGGCAUUGGGGGGGGGGGUGGUUAUCCUUGGUGCUUCAGGCUACCAGAACUCCAAAGGAAGUCACAUAGUAUUGGCAGUAGCUUGUGUCAGGGCCCUCUACGAACAAGCUGGUGCUGAAGAAGAGUUCCCAGGUGUGACUUCGCUUCUAACUGUGGCCUGCACCCCUUCAAGUUCCUCAUGCUGGUUUCAAUUGUGUGAGUUGCAAAAUAAAAGUUUUCAAUGGUCA
This is a messenger RNA of Mus caroli (Ryukyu mouse), 6129 nucleotides long. RefSeq names its product collagen type XXII alpha 1 chain (gene Col22a1). The record is from RefSeq and is a predicted model, not a curated record. NCBI's taxonomy places the organism in Eukaryota, Metazoa, Chordata, Mammalia, Rodentia, Muridae. Gene Ontology annotation, cellular component: extracellular matrix.